AUGCAACAGUCAGCUUAUACCUGGAUUUUCACAACAGGCAUAAUUGUUUUCUUUGUUGUUAUCAUAAUUCUUUUGUUUUUUACGAGGUCCCCUAUUGAGUUGCCUCUAUCCUUCAAUGGGAACUUAGAAGAUAUACCUUCUGACUCUGAAGAGGAUAUUGCAACUUUAUCUGAGGAUGCUCGCCUUAGCUAUGAAAGCGCAAAAACCUGGCAAGAACAUCAUCCACCAAACAGUAUCCCCACAGAUAUCACACCGCCACAAUUUCAAUCCAUUCAAGAAAAAGGCGUUUCUGCUUUUGAAUUUGAGUGGGAACCAGAAGCCAAUGUGUUUGUGGCAGGAAGAACUGAAAUUCAGUUUAUGGAAGGAGAAAAUUGUGUCCAGACUAACCUGCCUUUACCUCGAAACCAAGAAGUGUAUUAUUGGGAGGCCAAGAUGUAUGAAAAACCUGAAAGUACAGUCGUAUCUGUUGGUGUUGCAACAAAGCCUUAUCCUAGUUGGAGAUUGCCAGGUUGGAAUCGUUAUUCUAUUGGCUAUUUUUCAAAUGAUGGAAGCAAAUACUUUAGUUCACCAUUUACUCAAAAGCCUUAUGGUUUGCCUUACAAGCAUGGUGAUGUCAUUGGCGUUGGUUAUAGACAUCGAACUGGAUCUAUUUUUUUUACUCGCAAUGGAAGAAAGAUAGAGGAAGCUUAUACUGGUAUUCGAUGGAACUUGUUUCCUACAAUUGGUGCCAAUGGCCCUUGUCAAAUUCAUGUGAAUCUUGGUCAAAUGGGCUUUGUCUUUGUUGAAGCAAAUGUCAAGAAAUGGGGUCUAGCUCCUUCUCAAGGUACAUUGUCACCCCCACCUGCUUAUGGUACAGAAAGAGAUACUAUUCUAUUAGCCAUGGGCACACAACCAACAGACAAUGAAGCUACACUGAUUGAUAUGAAUGGGAUUGCUCAUAAUCCACCCACCACAUCAAAUAGACCACCACCUUAUCAAUCAACUCAACAAGAUACCAACAAUCAACCUUCCAUACUUUAA
Molecule: messenger RNA, 1020 nt
Organism: Gilbertella persicaria
Lineage: Eukaryota; Fungi; Mucoromycota; Mucoromycetes; Mucorales; Choanephoraceae
Product: concanavalin A-like lectin/glucanase domain-containing protein
Exons: 4
Coding region: 1-1020 (339 amino acids)
Molecular function (GO): protein binding
Source: RefSeq, a predicted model, not a curated record